Messenger RNA from Rhea pennata, 3635 nucleotides. It is a transcript of the gene MSL2, whose product is annotated as MSL complex subunit 2. Gene Ontology annotation, biological process: protein ubiquitination. The transcript is spliced from 2 exons. Gene Ontology annotation, molecular function: ubiquitin protein ligase activity. Lineage: Eukaryota; Metazoa; Chordata; Aves; Rheiformes; Rheidae. Gene Ontology annotation, cellular component: MSL complex. The coding region runs from base 89 to 1828 and encodes 579 amino acids. The record is from RefSeq and is a predicted model, not a curated record.
CCCCGGGGCCACCUGCCCCCUCGGCCGGCACGGACUCGGCGCCGCGCUUUCUUCUCACCGCGGAGCCGGCGGCGUGCGAGCGGCUGCGAUGAACCCGGUGAAUGCCACUGCUCUCUACGUUUCCGCGAGCCGCCUGGUGCUCAACUACGACCCGGGGGACCCCCAGUCCUUUACCGAGAUUAACAAGCUCCUGCCCUACUUCAGGCAGUCCCUCUCCUGCUGUGUGUGCGGAAAUUUGCUACAAGACCCUAUUGCUCCUACCAACUCCACAUGUCAGCAUUAUGUCUGCAAAACUUGUAAAGGCAAGAAGAUGAUGAUGAAACCAUCAUGUAGCUGGUGCAAAGACUACGAACAAUUUGAGGAGAAUAAGCAGCUAAGCAUUCUAGUGAACUGCUAUAAGAAACUCUGCGAAUACAUAACACAAACUCCACUGGCACGAGAUAUUAUCCAAGCAGUUGAUUGUUCUGCAGAUCUUUUGGCUUUGCUCAAAGAUGGAUCACCACUCCAUGAAGAGACGGAAAAAUCUUCCGAUACAGCCUUGGCUUUGUGUUUGACACAUUCCCCAGUACCUUCCACCUCAGAACUCACAAACGAUCCUCCAGCGAGUUUUUCAUCAGUACCUGAAAGCACACACAAUAUUGAUAUAAGAAGUUCUGUUAUCAACGGGUUGCCCAAUUGUAAUGGGCUUUCAGUAGAUAAACUUGGAGUGAAUAUUCCUUCUCCUGAACAUACAAAUACAAUUGACGUAUGUAGUACUGGAGAGUAUAUAAAAACUGAAGACAUCUCUAGCAGUCUGCAGCCUGUGUGUGAUACAGUUUCUACCAGUGACUUGUGUACGACAGGCAUUGACAUCUGCAGUUUCAGUGAAGAUAUAAAGCCAGGUGGAUCGCUCCUCCUUAGUGUUGAGGAGGUUCUGCGGAGCUUAGAAACAGUUUCAAAUACUGAAGUCUGUGGUUCUAAUUUGCAGCCCAGCUUGGAGACAAACAUGACUAAUGGCCCUUUUCUGCAGCUUUCUCCCCCACCUCUUAGCCAUAACAUUUUCAUGUCCACAGAUGCUUCUCCUCACGGGAUCUCGUGUACCGCGGCAACACCUAAGGUAGUUAAGUUAAACAGAAAGCGUUCUCGAUCAGAAAGCGACAGCGAGAAGGUUCAACCUCUGCCCAUUUCCAGCAUCAUCUGUGGCCCAACACUGGGAGCAUCAGCUCCUGUAACAGUGAAGCAGGAAAAUAAAAUGUCUUUGCAGCCUAUUGCAACUGUACCUAAUGGAGGCACUACUCCCAAAAUCAGUAAAACUGUGCUCCUGUCUAACAAAAGCAUGAAAAAGAACUUAGAACAUGCCCCUAAGAAAUCUCAUCCAAAAGCCAAACCAGGAGUGCUGAAAACAAAAGACAAAGCAAAGGAGAAAGUUCCUAGCAGUAAUGUUAUGCCAGGAAGCCCAACAAAAACUGUGUAUAAAAAGCCACAAGAAAAGAAGGGGUGUAAAUGUGGUCGUGCCACCCAAAAUCCAAGUGUUCUUACAUGCCGUGGCCAACGCUGCCCUUGCUAUUCUAACCGCAAAGCCUGCCUUGACUGCAUAUGCCGUGGCUGCCAAAACUCAUAUAUGGCUAACGGGGAGAAGAAGCUGGAGGCGUUUGCAGUGCCAGAAAAGGCCUUGGAGCAGACUAGGCUUACUUUGGGCAUUAAUGUGACAAGCAUUGCUGUGCGCAAUGCCAGCACAAGCACCAGUGUAAUCAAUGUGACAGGGUCACCAGUAACUACGUUUUUAGCUGCCAGUACACACGAUGAUAAAAGUUUGGAUGAAGCUAUAGACAUGAGAUAUGACUGUUGAAUCUUUCUUUCUUUUCCCUGCCAUUAGUAGGGGAACUGCUACAGUUUUAAGGCAGCUAUGGUUCUGUUUAACUUGCUGGAGCUCCUGCAUUUAGAUCACUUGUAUCAAGUGUUUUUCAUUGCUAUGUUAUGUGUAUUAGUGUCUGGGAAAUAGUUGCAGAUAAUGGAGGAGUUACCCUAAAACUGUUUUUAGUUCUUACAGCACCUCAUAGUUUGAGAUCAAUUGCUGAUGUAAAUGAUUUUAUCACAAGAUCUUUGGCAAGGAAUAUAUUAACCUCAUUGUACUCAUUCAUGCUUUGUGCUCAGUCAAAGCUUCUGCUUAAAAGUAGAGAAGUGAUAUCUAGCUAGUCCAUCUAAAUUGUUCUAGAUUAAGAUGUAGAAAAAUAAUUAUCAGUUAGUUACAGUCACUGUUGCUAGAAAAUCACCUAGUAUUCCUGUAGAAAAUACAGCAUUAAGCUGAGGAGUGCAGUGUCAGAGCAGUAGAAAAUCUUGUUGUGGGAAUUGGUUACCUACUCUAUUGAACAGUUUAAAAAUUUCAGUAAAAUAUUGAGAAAGCUAAUAGCCCAAAAAGCAGCCCGGUUUGCAGGCAAGGGUCCGGAAAUUUGGUCAGCUAGAUACGAGUGGUAAACUGCUGACGGUCAGUACGCCAUGGCUGUUACCGGCUUGUAGGGCUUUGACAGCCGUGCAGGUCACGUUCCUGAUCUGUUUUGCUCUCGGUGCCACCGUAUUACUGACUGUUUCGGUGGGGGAGGAAAAACUGCUUGUACACAAGGCUCAAAUGUUGUUAACACCCGUCUCUCCCUUUUUGGGGCGGUUCCUGCUGAUUUUUUACUGCCUUUGUGCCUGGAGAAGAGAGCUUUUCUGCAAGUUACGGAGGAGACUCUGGGGCUGGCUGGUUGGUUGGUUCUGUGCUGCUAAUCAGCGCCUGCAAUUCGUAGAGGCUUCCACGGCGAUGGCCACCACUGGAUUUUUCCUUCUUUUUCACUUUUAUUAAGUUUGUACUGCAAUACACCUGGGGCCUGUCCCCACGAGCGUGUUUCUCUGCUAACAGGCAUUUUUUAAGUUUUAUCUUUCAGAAAAUUGAUGGCCAUCUACUAAGGUCAAAUGUUUUGGAUGCUUGUUGGAGAAUAUAGGUUAUAUCAUUCACUCCACCCAGAAGCCUGCUAAUCUUUCUGUAAUGUGCUGUGCCGAAAGUUGUUUUAGAAGGUAGAUGCUUUUCAGCCUGGGCAGAAGGGCACAAGUUGUGAGAGAGCUUCUCUGCAGAAGCGUUAGAAAUGAAAGUGCCUGUGUAGGAAUUGAGCUUUAUGCAAAAAUGGUUUAUUUCUGGUUAAUCCCUACAUAAGGCUCCGAGCAGAAGAAUUUUGUUUUGCUGUUUGACUUCGUUGUCAUCCUAGCAAAGUCGGACUACUUUGUGAAAGCCAAAAUUCCUCCUCUUUGAUACAGCACAGAUUAAACGUGGGCCGACUAGAAUACAAAACGUUACCUUCCGAUUUAAAAGGCAGUUCCUGGUUCAACAGCAUGUUAAAUAGUGUUUGAAUUUUUCACGGUGUUUCACUGCUUCCAUCCUCCCUUUCGUGCGUUGAACGUAACCUCCAAGACUUUCCGACUUUAGCGUUAGAUAUAUUUUGAUUUGGCACAAAGCAUGUACAAUGAUGGUUACUCACCUAAGAAAUAAGCAAAAAACCUUUGGACACAAAUGACACCUCCUUUUGUUUCGUAGUGUACCAUGGUGUCAUUUUCUGUGAAUGUGGUCAGAUCUUUUUGUUGGUUUUGGUUUGUUUCUGCCCCCGUCUUUUUUGUGGGGUGGG